AUGGGUCCGAGAUCGUCAGUCGCAGUGACGCUCUCUUGCCUCCUGGCUGUGGUGCUGAUCAGCUCGUCGGCGUCGGCUUUCAACAUCAGCCGGCUGCUCGGCCGGUUCCCGGAGUUCAGCGUCAUGAGAGAUCUCCUCAACCAGACCGACCUGGUCGGGGAGAUCAACAGCCGCCAGAGCAUCACCAUUCUCGCCGUCGACAAUGGCGCCCUCGGCUCCCUCUCCGGUGAGCCGCUCGAGCUCGUCCGCCGGAUCCUCAGCGUCCACGUCAUCCUGGACUACUACGACAUCCCCAAGAUCCAGCAGCUCUCCAGGAAGCAGAGCAUCGUCACUACCCUCUACCAGUCCUCAGGCGUCGCCGACUCCAUGCAGGGGUUUCUGAACAUCACCUCCACCAAGGACCAUAAGAUCGGCUUCGCCUCUGCGGUGAAGGGCUCUCCCGUCGACGUCAAGCUCGUGAAGAUGGUGGCUUGCCAGCCUUACAACAUCUCGGUGCUCCAAGUCUCCGGUGUCAUCACACCUCCCGGAAUCGACGGGAAGGCUUUCUUGACGCCAGGGCCAGAGCCAAAAAAGUCGGCGCCGGUGCCUGCACCAGCUCCAUCGAAGCACAAGAAGAAUAUUAAAAGCCCGGCCCCGAGUCCAGACGCAGAGGAAGCCGAGGCUCCGGAGGCCGAGUCACCGGCGAACUCACCAGCAGAUUCACCCGGUCCAGCUGCCGAUGCAGAUGAGGACCCCGCCGCCGAUGAGGAGUCCGACGACGAGGCUGCGCCAAGUCCGACAAGCUCCGCCGUGCACUUUGCUUCCAGCUCCCUGGGAGGCCUGGUUUUGGCAGCGGUGGCGUUGGGCGCUGCUUUCUAACUUCUCUAACAGCCAGAUGCAGUAAUGUCAUCGCCGCAUGCAACCAAACCAAACAUGUACGCAACGGAAAACGGGAAGUGAAACUUGUUGAUCGGAAGUUAGACACUUCACGGAUAUCAUUGUAAUUAUGCCAUUGCUAAUGCUUUCUAGC
Diospyros lotus (date-plum) is the source of this 1009-nucleotide messenger RNA. RefSeq names its product fasciclin-like arabinogalactan protein 3. Lineage: Eukaryota; Viridiplantae; Streptophyta; Magnoliopsida; Ericales; Ebenaceae. The record is from RefSeq and is a predicted model, not a curated record. The coding region runs from base 1 to 858 and encodes 285 amino acids. Gene Ontology annotation, cellular component: plasma membrane. The transcript is spliced from 2 exons.